UUAUAAAGAGCACCGAUGGCAUUUUGUUAAAAGCUCUUUUGGGGUUUAGUAGAGAUAAAAAGCAGCUUUUUCUAUAUAAAAACAACGCAAUUUCAGAACAAAACUGUGUUAAGAUUUAAACUAGGUGCCUUAAGUUUACAAAUUAAAGACGGAUAAAAAUCAAAACCGUUUAAUUUUUGGGAUUCGUACUAAGAUGUCUUAACUAUUAUUUCUUAUUUUAUAGAAAAAACUGGUCACAUUUCGAUACAAUUGUUAAUUUAAUAUAUUAUAUAUAACAUUAUAACUACAGGUUGUAUUUAAUUCGUACCGUUAAACAGUUUUCAGACGAUUUCAACGUGCGAGAAACAAUGCUGAGGGUGCAACUACGAUAAGCUUUGUUAUGAAAAUGUUAACGAUGGCAAGUAUUGGAGAAAUAGACAGUCAUGGAGAUUACAUUUAGUUAUACAAAGAAGAGAUGCGAAUUCGGUCGACAGCCUCUAUUUUGCGAGCAGGGCCCCGAGCUAUGUGAUUCGGUGCCGCCUAACCCCGCCGAGCAUAAGCAUUACAUUCUACGCAACCCGGUGCACCAGCCUACACAAAAUACUCCUUGCUUCUCCGAGCACCAUGUCAACACAAUAAGAGCGGAGUAUACAACAACUGGAGCCAAUCAUGCUGAAGGUGGGUGGCCAAAAGAUGUGAAUGUUGUCGACCCCGAAGCAACACAGCGAUAUCGAAGAAAAAUUGAGAAAGACGACAAUUACAUCCAUUGUGUUAUGUCCCUCGCACCAGGUAUGGAUCACUACGUGUUGCAAAACAAUGCGAUCGAUAUGUACCGCACAUAUUACGCUGAAAUGGCGACACUGCCACAAGUAGAGCGUAACAGUUGCCGUACUGUCAACGUGUACCGCGACCCCAUGGGCCCACGCCCUAUCGCCGCCAUUAGCUGGCAGCCCGACGGUGGACAACGAUUUGCCGUCGCCUAUUUAGAUGUCGACUUCAAUCGCAUCUCACGCGCCUCUUUACUAUCUUACAUCUGGGAUGUGGAAAACGCCAACGAUCCUGAAGUAGCGUUACUGCCACCCGUACCACUGCUUGACCUGCAGUUCAAUCCACGGGAACGAAAUACUCUGGCCGGUGGACUACUCAACGGGCAGGUAGGCGUAUGGGACCGGCGUCGCGGUGGUGUCCCUGUCAUACUUUGCGCGCCGCACGUGGCACACCGAGAUCUUGUGCGUAAUGUGAUCUUUAUCAACUCAAAGUCAGGGCAGGAGUUCUUUUCGGGGGGGCCAGAUGGUGCCUGCAAGUGGUGGGACAUGCGCAAUAUGGAUGAACCCACUGAUGAGAUGAUUAUGGAUGUAGUAAAGUCAUCGUUUGACGUGCAAACAAUGGCCAAUGCGAACGGAAUUACUGUGAUGGAGUACGAAUCCACGAUUCCGACGCGAUUCAUGGUCGGUACUGAAAACGGGCUGGUGAUCGGUGGCAACCGCAAAGGCAAAACUCCUAUGGAAAAGCUACCGGCGAAGUUUGAGGCACACCUGGGCCCAGUAUGGUCACUGGAACGAAACCCUGGAUUUCUUAAGAACUUCCUCACAGUAGGAGACUGGACUAUGCGUGUUUGGAGUGAGGAUUGUCGUGAGUCCGCUGUUCUUUGGUCGCCACCGAAUCGACACAAAAUAACCGCCGCAACUUGGAGCCCCACUAGGCUAUCGCUGCUUGCGGCGGUGCAGUGGGAUGGUUUGUUGGCCACAUGGGAUCUAUUACGGCGUCAACAUGAGCCUACUCUUACAAUGCACGUUUGUGACGAGCCUCUACUACGCUUGCGCAUGCAUGAAGGGGGUGCGUUUGUGGCAUGUGGCAGCCGUAAAGGCAACAUCUACAUGGUAGAGUACUCACAGAACAUGACACAGUCUGAUAAGAACGAUAAAAUACUUCUGACUGCGAUGUUCGAACGGGAGAGCAAACGAGAGCGUAUUCUCGAAGCGCGUAUGCGUGAGAUUCGUCUUAAGUUACGACAGGCAGAGGAGGGCAGCCCAGCCGCCUCUGUCACAGAGUUUGACCCUAGUGUUGGAGAUCGCGAUCUGGCCGAGGCUACGGCGGAAUACAUGCAGGGCGUGAAGAAGGAGCUCGCUGCCAUGUAGCUGCUGCGAUUAUAUUAUUCUUUGAACAGAUUUUGUUUGCUUUAGUCACAAUUAAAUGAAUUAAACAUAAUAAUCGUUUGAAGACUUUUAUUGUCACACAUCUGAUACUAUAGGUAUAUAUAUACCCCCUUAUUCAUAAAAACUAAAUCCAGACUAAUAGUUGUUUAAACUAAACUAAGUA
Messenger RNA from Pieris brassicae (large cabbage white), 2298 nucleotides. Its product is annotated as dynein axonemal intermediate chain 2-like. The record is from RefSeq and is a predicted model, not a curated record. The transcript is spliced from 8 exons. Gene Ontology annotation, cellular component: outer dynein arm. Gene Ontology annotation, molecular function: dynein heavy chain binding; dynein light chain binding. Gene Ontology annotation, biological process: cilium movement; outer dynein arm assembly. NCBI's taxonomy places the organism in Eukaryota, Metazoa, Arthropoda, Insecta, Lepidoptera, Pieridae. Bases 423 to 2117 code for a protein of 564 amino acids.